Linum trigynum is the source of this 2343-nucleotide messenger RNA. The record is from the annotation of a GenBank genome assembly. NCBI's taxonomy places the organism in Eukaryota, Viridiplantae, Streptophyta, Magnoliopsida, Malpighiales, Linaceae.
CACAUAUGUGGUUGCCAUCUCCCACAUCUAAUCUCUCAUAGACACUUUCUUGCAUAGCCUGCCACAAACCACAAUAAAAAAUAGAACAUAGAGUCAAAUAGUCAUUUUUGGGAACCAUGAAUAUACAACAACACCUUAAAGGCUUUUAUAGGCUUCUAAUAUUGGUAGCUCAACUUGACCGAAUGAUGGGUAUUUUCUGCAAGACAAACAUAAUUCCAUAUUUUCUGCAAGACAAACAGAAUUCCAAAUCUGGCAGAAACACAUCAAACGCUUUAGUCUGACCAAGUAUAUCCCAUAAUUGAGUUCCAUUUCAGUUUAUAUUGACGCUUUCAAUUACAGAAACACAAACAAUGUAUAUGUGAAUUUAAUUAAGGACAUUACAUAGUGACAUCAUAGUUUCCUUCUUUUCAAUUCCUUUUUUUCAACCAUCACUGAUUGUAUAUGGCCACCAACUAAAAAUAGGUCAAACAAAUUCGAUCCAAGAAAGUCCAUACAUAUGAAAAGGUUUAAAAAGGACGCAAAGGAACUCCCUACAGAAGCUAGUACUGGGCGUUGGCAGCUGAUAUUGUAAUACCGAAGCAAGAAGCGGAAAGCAAAUGCCUUUUAAAACUCAAGCUAUCAUCUUGGACCUUAUCACCCUACAGGCGACACAUGUUGGAUGGCUCAUUCAAAAUAUGAUUGCACAAAACCACGAAGAACAAAAUCUAAUUAAACCUAAUAUCUCAAGAAUCCUUCAAGUACAUCGAGAAGCAAGGGAUUGGUACCCACAUACCUUUUGAGAUCACACCCAUUCUCGCUACUGAAUUCUUGUAAUUCUGCUCUCCAUCUGCAAUGAAAAUUGAGCACAAUUCAUAGCUUACAAGUUUGAAACAAAAGAGACUAAAACGAAAAUGCAAGAUCUGAAACAUAUUGAAGAGACAAUAAAAGUUACUCGAAAACCUUGUGGGACCUCACAAAAAGUCUGACAACUUCCCUAACUGUGGGAGUCUAAACUGGCAGCAAAAAAGGCAUUGUCGUUGUCUCUCAUGUCAACAUUUAAGUCUAAAUCCAAAUUGGAUCAGAGAGAGUGUAUACCAUCCUAACAACACUACAUAGAUGACCCUCUAAAUGCAGUCUCUCUUGAAAACUUCACGGAGAUUUACUAAUUUAGUGUGGAAGGAACUUGUACAAACAUACAUGGAACGAUGCCUGUGACAACCCCACCAGGAGCCAGCAAGCAUAAAUGCUGCUACUGGGAGGAUAAUCGUGCACAUAUCAUUUGAACGGAAUGUUGAUGCAGAAAAAGCAAAAAGAUGUAGAAUAGACUGACAGUUCGUUCACCAUCAGCGACUACAGGAUCCUCUGCCGAGUAGGAAAAUCUGCGAUGGCGAUAUAUUUGACCGUGUUGGCCCAAUAUUUCCUGGCAUCAGAAAUGGAACUAACCAAACAACCCCCUACCGAAAGAAAGAGAAACAAAUGAUACAAUUAGAGUAUGAAACUGAAUACAAAGCAAAGGAAAAUAGAAUUCUGUAACAUGACAAUAAGUAGACACAUAAAAAUAGAAGCCAACUAAAAGGCAUUACUCGCACCGUCAACGGUCAAAAUUACAGGCAAACAACGGUUAGAAUGGUGCUGAAACUACCAAGAAUCAUGAACUAAACAACUUGUCAAAUUAAUUAAUACUUACUCUGAAACUACCUCCUCGCCUGAAAUAAGGAAUGAGCGCAAUUCAUAGCUCUUACAUGCCGUCCGAAUGUAAGGUUUCAGACGCCGUCCGAUGCCGGAUAUCGGACGCUGUCCGAUGCCGGAUAUCGGAUGUCGUCCGAACUCAGGCGUCGGACCGCGGCUUCUGGUCCAAUGGAGCUUCUACCUUCUCCCUCCCCUUUCUGUUAUUAUUUUCAGUCUGUGCUGGGUUUGGGUUAGGGAACAAAGAAGACGAUGAUGAUGGUGAACGCCGAGUCGACGCCAAGGAUAGGAAACGAUGAAGAUGAUUAUGCGAAGACGGGCGAAGGAUGAAGAUGACGAUUCGAUCACAGGCAGAGGCGAUGAGAAGGCUAGCUAGCUAACGGAAUAUCUUUGUGGUAGGGUGGUUUGCGGUCGGCGACAAACUUCUCCGACGUGUAGGAGGUAAGCUUCGGCGGCUGCGAGUUGGUUUGUGGGUACAGGGUUUCCAAAGGGCAAGAUGUAAAAGGGGUAAAAAUGUAAUUUUUGCUUAAAUUAUGGGCGGCAAAUAGUAAAUAUACGGGCGGCAAAUAGCAGUUCAUAUAAAUAACCCACCAAAGUCACUUCUCUUCAUUUAUAAAAUAGGGAAAGAGAGAGUGAAAUAAGGGAACUAUGGGAGAGGAAAAAAGAUAAGUGUAAAAU